GCAUGCACCGGCUACAUUACCCAGCAGUUCGUUCGCUUUCCAGGAUAUCUUUCUCCCUCCUCAGACAUCAAGUUUGCCGACGUGCCCAACGGUUUGGCAGCAGUGACGAAGGUUCCUGCCGUCGGCUGGUUCCAGUACACCGUCUUCUGCGGCAUUUGCGACCUGUGGCUGUGCCACCAGGUGGCAAGCAACCCUCCAGGAAAGCUGUCCACACGCCUCUUCGGUGAGGAGGCACUGAACUACGAGUACGGCUUCCUCGGCCUUCCGACCUAUCUGGGCGGCAAGGGCUUCAGCGAUCCUGAUGUUCAGAAGAAAAAACUUAAUUCCGAGCUUGCGAAUGGUCGCCUGGCCAUGAUGGCCAUCAUUGGCAUGUUUUUCCAAGAUGGUCUCACCGGCUCAGCCUGGGGCGACUGGGCCAACUACACCGAGUCCCCGCUGCGAGCCUUCGAGAACGAGCUCGGGGUGCAGGCUCCCACCGGCUUUUGGGACCCGGCAGGCUUCACUUCCGAUGGCGACGCAAAGGAGUUCAGGCGCCGCCGCAUUGUAGAGCUGAAGCAUGGCCGAGUCUCGAUGCUCGUGAAUCG
Symbiodinium pilosum is the source of this 584-nucleotide messenger RNA. NCBI's taxonomy places the organism in Eukaryota, Dinophyceae, Suessiales, Symbiodiniaceae. The record is from the annotation of a GenBank genome assembly.